This is a messenger RNA of Bombus huntii, 3942 nucleotides long. RefSeq names its product transcriptional activator Myb (gene Myb). The transcript has 11 exons. Gene Ontology annotation, cellular component: nucleus. Gene Ontology annotation, molecular function: DNA-binding transcription factor activity, RNA polymerase II-specific; RNA polymerase II cis-regulatory region sequence-specific DNA binding. Lineage: Eukaryota; Metazoa; Arthropoda; Insecta; Hymenoptera; Apidae. Bases 835 to 2973 code for a protein of 712 amino acids. Gene Ontology annotation, biological process: mitotic cell cycle; positive regulation of transcription by RNA polymerase II. The record is from RefSeq and is a predicted model, not a curated record.
CGAGACGCCCGCGUGACUGUGCUCGAUUUUGGGCGCGCGUCGCGACAAGACAAAAACCCGUAACGAAUCUCGCUAAGUUUUGCAUAAUGGAUAACCAGGCUGAAGGAGACUCGAGAAUCGACCGAUGAGAAAGAAACGCGCGUUCGAUCGACAAGGACCGUAUGUGCAAGGCUUCUGGAAUCGUUUUUGUUUUUCGGCUCCAACGAUCGCUUCCGUUCUCUCCGUGUCGUGCUUUUUUCCUCUCCUGGACCUAGCUGCCUUGGCGACAACGCUUUUUUCCCCUCGCUGCAUUCGAGUAAACGCUCAUUACAUUGUCGCGACGCGUGCGCCCAAACAUUCUCUUCUCUAUUUCACUAAAGACUCUGUGAGGAAUUACGUUCUUUUUCACCGUCGUUCGUCGAUAGUUCUCACGUGUCGAUAAAUCUGGUUUAACAAGAUAUCCAUUAUACAAUAAGUCUCGUGGGAAUUGCUCGCGCUGAUCUUUAUGUAUUGUAAAUAGCAACGAGUCGUGAACGACUGGUAGACAAAGUUCUAUCAGAUAUUGAAAAAGCGAUCGAACAUGCCUUUCGCGUUAAAAAUCGAACUGAUUUAGUGGGGGGCCAGGGGUUCAAUAUUUAUCAGAGGUACACAAAAUAUUAACGAUUUAUUAACGGAGAGUUUUGACGAUGGUUUGUGUUGUCGGUACUGUGGGUAGUACGUAAAGUACUGAAGGAAAGAUAGAAAGGGAGAUAGUAUCGUCGAGAGGCUGUGGAGUUCGAGUUUUCGGGACUGGAUCCGUCGAAAACCAUUCAGAACCCUCUGACCGCGAGUUUUCUUGGAAGACUUUCCGUGAGGAUGGAUGUAGUGUCGAGUAGACUGCUAUUGCCAGCGAAGGCCGUGGAUAUUGCUACCUACCACUCAUCUUUUUACUCUCCGCCACCCACCGAAGCAUCGCGCUCUGGUUACGAUUCUAGUAGCGGGGGAGAGUCUGACAACGAGUACAAUAUCAUUGCUUGUCGUGGAGCCAGCAAUCAGUCGCAGAAUCCAAACACGACAAAUGCAAGCAGUAAUGGUCAAGGAAAACACAUAAACAAAGGAAGAUGGACCAAAGAGGAGGACGGUCUGUUGAAGCAGCUAGUAAGCAACGCCGAGCAACUUGGGACCGGACUUCGAUGGGAUGUCAUAGCUGGCCACUUCCCAGACAGAAGUGACGUUCAGUGUCAGCAAAGAUGGGCGAAGGUUGUGAAUCCGGAAUUGGUCAAGGGACCAUGGACAAAAGAGGAGGACGAAAAAGUAGUAGAAUUAGUGGAACGAUACGGACCGAAGAAGUGGACAUUAAUUGCCCGACAUCUAAAGGGCCGUAUCGGUAAGCAGUGUCGGGAAAGAUGGCACAACCAUUUGAAUCCGGGCAUCAAGAAAACUGCGUGGACAGAGGCGGAGGACAGGAUUAUUGUGGAAGCUCACCGCAGGGUGGGAAACCAAUGGGCGAAAAUAGCAAAACUACUGCCGGGCAGGACGGAUAAUGCUAUAAAAAAUCAUUGGAAUAGCACUAUGAGGAGAAAAUAUGAAACUGAAGAUGGUGGUAGACCCACCAGCACAAGAGGAAGAGGUAGGAGAAAAGCUACAGAAUCGUCGGUGCUCUCUAAAGAAGCAGAGGAGGAAAUCUCAGGUCGUCUGAAGGUAGAUUCGGCGAACAACGAAAACUGCACAACUGUGUCCACUAUGCAGCAGCAGACUCUGGGUAUCGACCAGCUGGACUGGAGUAGGGCUUGGGAUAAUCAACAAAAUAACCAAACUUUCCAAGGUCUUCUGAAUCUGAAUGAACGGCCGCACAAUAACGAAUCUCGAGUAGAUACUCCUUCAAAAAGAGGAAGUUCUUCUCGAGUCAAGACUGAACAAAUUUCACCUUUUACAAAGUAUUUUGAUAUGCAAAUACAAGGUGAAGCGACAAGUUCAAAGAAUUCAGAAAUUAGACUAAUGCCCAUGCCAGACCUGGAGGAAAUGCCAGAAGCCAUAGCGGAGAAAGAAAGGAGCAGUCCACCCCCUAUUCUCCGUCGACGUAGAAAUACUCAGGUCCUUCAGCAGAGGACGGAAAUACCUGAGAAUAUGAACCAGUCUGAUUACUUGUUAAUAAACCAACAACAGCAACAAUCUGGCGUUACCACUCCAUCCACGCCCAUCAAACAAUUGCCAUUCAGUCCGUCACAGUUCUUGAACAGCCUGAGUCCUGAAACCUCCCCCUGGCCACGGGCAAGUACUCCUAAAGGUAGCAGCCCUGGUCCACUCACCACACCACAACCCACUGGUCUGCGACGAAGUCAGAAUGAUGGGAACACACCGAGAACGCCAACACCGUUCAAAAACGCGUUAGCAGAAUUAGAACGGCGCAGCGGCGCGACUACUCAGUUACCUGCCACCCCAAGUCGUCUGGAUGCUCUAACGGAGAUCAUCAAACAAGAAACCGACCGUGAAUGUCUAGCAGGGACUAGCACCAUCCUUCAAGACUCUGGUUACAGCACGAUUAGACGGCGGGGUAAAGAAAAUAGCGCUCCUGGUGGAAAGAGAGCGCGUAAAGCUCUCUGUCAAGCCUGGGCGAACGCUUCCCAGGAUAAUUCCGAAAUAAGUUUCGUUGUAGAAACGCCGAGUAAAAGUUUGGACACAUCGGUAUUAUUUUCACCAGCAUCCAUGGCAUUGGAGGAUAGUUUCUUAACAGCAGGAACUAGCCCCAUAAAGACUUCCCACGACUUUGUGUCCAUACAACGGAAGCCUAACGCCAAGAGAGCAAUCACGUUCGACGCGUUCGACAGUCCCUGUUGUAUUCUCAGCCCUCUACCGCUUAGGCCAGUCAAACGUGCCAAGCUACAAUUGGAGGCACAAUGGACAACAGUGGCAUGUGGACGCACGCGUGAUCAGCUGGAAAUGACGCGAGCCGCCCGACGAUUCCUCAGCAGCCAUGGAUACCUGCCAUUACGUCCUCGUUCUCUGAACUUUUAACAGCCUUUCUGCAGCCGGUCGCAGGGGCUCGGUCGCACUUCGUGGUACAAAAAAUGCGACAUUUAACUAGUCGUAAUUAAAAAUACACGGCGCUUCCGUUUAAGGAAUAUGGCCUUUUUCUAUCAAAACUGUCGAACGAGAUGAGAAAAAUAAAAAAACAUGGCGAAGAAAAAAUGAAUCUAUUAGACAAUUUUUUUACAGGCUAAAUACGAAUACUUUGCGUAUUGGAAUCACGUUUUGUAAUCAUCUUUUGUAAUGUAACCGCGGAUGUAAUAUUGAAGUAUUCCGAUACAUAGCGUAUAUAUACAAGCAGUCGAAUUCUGUUUUAACAAAGAAAACCAUGUUUCAUCUGAAAUUGCAUCUUGAAAGGAGAGGAAAUGUCACGCUUUACCAACACUUUUGUUUAUAGUUUGUUCUUAAACUCAAGAAUAAACAGCAGAAACAAAAGCAAAGCAAAAGACACCUCUGCCUUUUUUUGUAGAUGAUAAAAUGUUGCUACUGUAGUGGCUUAUAAUUAAUAAACGUGAAAAGAAAUAAUAUAGUAAAAAAAUAACAAUAAUAUAAUCUUUGUAACAGUUUCUUACUUUCGUAAACAUUGCUUGUUCCUGGUGGGAUAUGUACAAAUUACAUACAUAUGUUGAUAUAUAUAUGCAAUUUUUUUAAGGGGCAUCAGAGAUAGCAAUGUUCACGUAAAGAAACUCUCGCAUGGAUCAUGAUAUUACAUACAAUUUAUUUUGUACUUGCAAACGUCGAAGAAUUUCUGACACUUAACGUAGCGACUUCUUAUCACGUUCGUACAAAAAGAUAAAAGAAUAAAAUAAUAGUCGGUUUAUUUGAUACAAUAGUAUAUAUUAUAUAAUAUAAAACAGAAGCAUUAUUGCGGCCAUUAUGUACAAAGAGCCUUUGUAACUGAUAUUUAAUUUACAACUGAAUAAUAAAGACGUGAUGAUAAUCACACCAAAAAAUAAA